Messenger RNA from Drosophila grimshawi, 758 nucleotides. It is a transcript of the gene RpL21, whose product is annotated as 60S ribosomal protein L21. NCBI's taxonomy places the organism in Eukaryota, Metazoa, Arthropoda, Insecta, Diptera, Drosophilidae. Gene Ontology annotation, molecular function: structural constituent of ribosome. The coding region runs from base 102 to 581 and encodes 159 amino acids. Gene Ontology annotation, cellular component: ribosome; cytosolic large ribosomal subunit. Gene Ontology annotation, biological process: translation. The transcript has 2 exons. The record is from RefSeq and is a predicted model, not a curated record.
AACGGUGGCAACGCCAAACAGGUAGCCAUUUUUCUUUCUUUCCCCAUCUUCACGACCGCGUGGACGUCGAUUCGUAAAAGGGAACAACAGUCAACGAUAAGAUGACCAACUCAAAGGGUUACCGCCGCGGCACGAGAGACAUGUUCUCUCGCCCCUUCCGCAAGCAUGGCGUCAUUCCCCUGUCCACAUACAUGCGUGUCUUCAAGAACGGCGACAUUGUCGACAUCAAGGGACACGGUGCCGUGCAGAAGGGUAUGCCCUAUAAGGCGUACCAUGGCAAGACUGGCCGCAUCUUCAAUGUGACACAACAUGCCGUUGGUGUGAUUGUAAACAAACGUGUGCGCGGCAAGGUUCUCGCUAAGCGCAUCAAUGUUCGCAUCGAGCAUGUGCAUCACUCCAAGUGCCGUGAGGAUUUCCUGCGCCGCGUCAAGGAGAACGAGCGUCUGCUCAAGGAUGCCAAGGAGAAGAAGAUCUGGGUGAACCUCAAGCGUCAGCCUGAGCAGCCAAAGAAGGCUCAUUUCGUCAAGAAACUGGAGGAACCCAUCGCCCUGGCGCCAAUUCAAUACGAGUUCGUUGCAUAAACUGAAAGCGAAGUAGAAAAAGGAUGUGUUUUUUGUUGUUUACAAUUUGUAACUGUGAAGAUUGGUUUGAUUCGAAACUAAGUUCGAAAUAGAAUUGAUUUUCCAUCCGAUUGCCGUAAACAAUCAAAAAAGUGUGUGUUUAUUUUAAGGGUAAAUAAUAAAAUGUUGCUAAAGGAA